This is a messenger RNA of Toxorhynchites rutilus septentrionalis, 5256 nucleotides long. RefSeq lists its product as uncharacterized. Lineage: Eukaryota; Metazoa; Arthropoda; Insecta; Diptera; Culicidae. Bases 1 to 5256 code for a protein of 1751 amino acids. Gene Ontology annotation, molecular function: nucleic acid binding. Gene Ontology annotation, biological process: DNA integration. The transcript has 2 exons. The record is from RefSeq and is a predicted model, not a curated record.
AUGGUCCAGUGUGACUUCUGCAAGCUGUGGGAGCACUUUGGAUGCGCCGGUGUGGACGAGCAAAUCCGACAGCCAAGCGCUACAUAUGCGUGUAAGCAGUGCUCAAAACCUGGACAAUCCAGCAAAGAUCAUCUGCAAAUUCCAGGGAUCGGAACACGUUCUACAAAAGGAUCCAAGGCGGGUUCAAAGGUAGGCUCCAAGAAAGGAAAAAAGAACCCAGGCCCACCAGAUAGCGUGACCUCCAGUGUAAGGGCUGUAUUGUUGUCAGAGCAGCUUAAACUCAUCGAAGAAGAGAAAACGAUGAAGGAACAAGCCCUGUUGGAAGAAGAAGGGAUCAGGAAACGGUUAUUAGAAGAGGAAGAGCGUCAGCUGGAAGAAAAGAAUCGCCUCCGUGGCCGUAAACUGCAAGAGGAGUUGGAGAUGAGGCGUAAGCAGCAGCAGAUAAAAAAAGAAUCCUUUGAGAAGCGGCAGAGUAUCAUUCGGCAGAUGGCAGAAGCGAGCAGUAGGAGUGGAUCGGUCGUAAAUUCCGACCAGAAGGUGAAAGACUGGCUAGACGGUCAAAACCCUGGAAGAUCAGAUGGAAAUGUAGGUCCUCUACAGAGUCUUCUCGCUUCACUGCCCAACCCAUCUGUUCCAAUCGGAGUACCCUCUACUGCACCAGUUCAACUGAGUAACCCGGUUCCAAUACCGCAACCGGCGUCGACAGUUCCUGUUACCUCGAUUCGAACACUAUCGCAAACUCAAAUCGCUGCGAGACAGAAAAUCUCGUUCGACUUCAGCGGUGGCGUUCCCUUUUACGCUUUCGAAUCGGUGAAAAGCCGAUUGCUCCUGCCAGCUAGUGUACCGCACGUCAUUCAGACCCUGCGUACGCUCUUCGGGAGACCGGAUCUUCUCAUCAGAUCGAUGAUGAAUAAAAUCCAACAAGUUCCGGCACCCAGACACGAUCGGUUGGAGACUGUUAUGCAUUUCGGCAUAGCAGUGCAGAAUUUGGUUGACCAUCUCAAAGCAGCGCAGCAGUUUAAUCAUCUAACGAAUCCGGUACUCCUUCAGGAGUUAGUGGAAAAACUGCCAGGCUCAUUACGACUCGAUUGGGCAGUCUACAAAACCCAUCGUCAACCCGUAACACUCGACACCUUCGGGAAAUUCAUGUCGGGUUUGGUGACAGCAGCAAGCGAAGUUUCCUACACCGUGCCGGGAUUCAGCGUUCAGAAACACACCACAAAUUAUGAAAGCAGAACCAUCAAACCGAAGGGUGGAAAUACUGGUAUAAUUCAAGCUCAUCUUGCAGAUAAAACUCCAGCAUCUACGUCCAGCAGCACUCCAGCUAGCACGAAACACGGCAAGGUAUGCCUCUCGAGCGGUCGUGCGGGCCAUCGUGUGUCUGAGUGCCAUCAGUUCAAUGGUGCCAGUGUAGAUGAACGCUGGAAGUUAGUUAAACAGAAGGCCCUCUGCAGAACAUGCCUGAAUAAUCACGGCAAGUGGCCUUGUCGUUCUUGGAAAGGUUGCGAGGUUGACGGAUGCCGUCAGAAGCAUCAUACACUUUUACACUCGUUUUCUUCUUUCGAGCAAAUAAACGUUUCAUCCAGCCACUUUACUUCCGGUGAAUCCCAGUGGCCACUUUUCUGCAUUCUUCCUGUCAUUUUAUAUGGCAACAAUUCCUCGCAAAUUAUAUUUGCCUUUAUUGACGAGGGUUCGUCUUACACUCUACUGGACGAAACCGUUGCGAAAGAACUGGGUGUCAAUGGGAAGACAGAAGCACUUACUUUGAAGUGGACGGGAAAUGUUACACGAGUCGAGCCAAAAUCACAAUGCGUGCAGCUCGACAUCUCCGGUAAAAAUAUUAGCUCCCGAUACACCCUUUCCAAUGUUCGUACGGUGAGUCGUCUCGUGCUUCCUACGCAAAGUAUAAAGUAUCAGGACCUAGCAAAUCGUUUUCCUCAUUUGCGUGGGCUCCCGCUUAGUGACUAUGAGUUGGUCGAGCCCAAAUUAUUGAUUGGUCUAGAUAACUUGAGGUUAUGCGUGCCUCUGAAACUACGUGAAGGAGGACCCUCCCAUCCUAUUGGAGCGAAAUGUCGACUGGGGUGGAGCAUUUAUGGGUAUGUUCCAAAUCAAGCAACGAAUUCGAUGAUUAUCGGGUUCCACGUUGGAACAGUCUCGGAUCGUGAUCGUGAGUUGAAUCAACAGCUUCGAGACUACUUCACACUGGAGGAUGCUGGAGUUGCUGAGGCGCAUCAAGUUCAUGAGUCGAAGGACGAGCAACGUGCAAUACAACUGCUACGAGAGACAACACGACGCACAGCAGAUGGAUCGAAAUUCGAAACCGGUCUGCUAUGGAGUACUGAUGAACCAAACUUUCCAGACAGUUACCCCAUGGCCGUCCGUCGUCUGGAGUCUCUAGAACGUCGUCUUCAACGAGAUCCAGAACUGAAGCAGCGCGUACAUGAACAGAUCUUGGAUUACGAAAGCAAAGGAUAUGCACAUCGAGCGAGCUUGGCCGAAUUGACUUCUGUUGAGGCUAACCGUAUGUGGUAUCUUCCUCUAGGCGUCGUGACAAACCCUCGGAAGCCCGGUAAAGUACGCCUAAUCUGGGAUGCGGCAGCUAAAGUGGGUGGAGUCUCAUUCAACUCCCGACUCCUGAAGGGACCUGACCUACUGGCGCCACUUGCAAUGGUCUUAUAUCAGUUCCGCCAAUACCCUGUGGCUGUAAGUGGUGACGUCAUGGAAAUGUUCCACCAGAUUAAAAUUCGUUCUCCUGAUUGUCAAUCACAACGCUUCAUAUUCCGAAAUCGACCAGUAGAUCAACCUCAAGUUUACGUCAUGGACGUAGCCACAUUUGGAUCAUCCUGCUCCCCGGCGUCAGCGCAGUACGUCAAAAAUUUCAACGCAGAUGAGUUCGCCAGUGAGUAUCCGAGAGCCGCAGUAGCCAUCAAGAACAAACAUUAUGUUGAUGACUACUUGGACAGCUUCGAGACCACCGACGAAGCGAUUGCGGUGGCGAAUGAAGUGAAACUUGUACACUCCAGAGGAGGUUUCACUCUUCGCAGCUUCUUAUCCAACGAACCUGAAGUUCUGCAAGGAAUAGGAGAAACAAUUACGGAGAAAGAACCCAAAAACCUACAUUUGGAACGUGAUGGGAAAUGCGAGUCGGUGCUAGGGAUGAAGUGGAUUCCGCAUGAUGACGUGUUCAUCUACGCCUUCGGUACGCGAGAGGAUCUACGGCACAUUUUGGAAAAUGGUCACAUCCCAACCAAACGCGAGGUAGCCAGAGUGGUCAUGAGCCUAUUUGAUCCGCUAGGUCUCAUCGCUUUCCUACUCAUUCACGGCAAAAUAUUUAUCCAAGAAUUAUGGGCAGCAGGGAUAGAGUGGGACCAAGAAUUCCCACACGAUCUCAACGAACGCUGGCGACAAUGGGUGGCUUUACUCCAACAAUUAGACUCACUCCGCAUACCACGAUGCUACUUUCGCUCAACGAAGGACUACUCUCAUUUACAAAUCCACCUAUUCGUGGAUGCAAGCGAAUCCGCAUAUUCUUGCGUGGUAUACUUUCGCUUGGAAAACGAAGACACAACACAGGUGAAACUCGUCGGUGCCAAAACAAAAGUAGCACCGCUGAAGACGCUCUCCAUACCUCGACUCGAACUAAAGGCAGCAGUUUUGGGCGCUCGAUUUAUGGAAACUGUUCAAAAACAGCACACGUACACAGUAAGUCGACGGUUCUGCUGGAGUGAUGCCAGUACCGUUCUAGCCUGGGUACGCUCCACCGAUCAUCGGCGCUACCACAAAUUCGUAGCCGUUCGAAUAGGAGAGAUUCUUUCUUCUACGCAACAGUCAGAAUGGCGGUGGGUGCCAUCCAAGCAAAACAUUGCGGAUUUUGCCACCAAGUGGAGGAAUGGUAUGCCUGUGACAAUCGACAACCCCUGGUUCCAGGGACCGGCCUUCCUCUACGAACCAGAAGAACGUUGGCCUAAGCAGCGAACAAUCGUCCCAACAGAAGAAGAGCUUCGGCCAACUCGUUUCCACGCCACCCACUUCGCUCCGAACAUGGUAUUCGAGAGGUUCAAUAGAUGGACCAAAAUGCAUAGAGUAGCCGCAUAUGUUUUCCGAGGUAUCGAAAAUUUUCGCAGGUGUCGAUCGAAGGAUAAACUUGAACUCGGAAACCUUACCAGCGAAGAACUUCGACGGGCCGAGGAAGAACUGCUGAAAACCGCUCAAACCGUGUAUUACACGGACGAAAUCAACAAACUCGUCAAGACUCAAGGGUCACCAGAGAAUCACCACGUCACCGUAGACAAAUCCAGCCCUAUCUACACCAAGUGUCCAUUCCUGGAUGAGAACGGCGUUCUGCGUAGCCGUGGUCGAAUUGGUGCUGCACCGUAUGCACCGACCGAAGCUAAGUUUCCGAUCAUUCUUCCCAACCAACAUUUAAUCACUUUCCUAAUUGUAGACUGGUAUCAUCGCCGCUUCCGUCAUGCCAACCGAGAGACCAUCUUCAAUGAAAUCCGCCAGCGCUUCGAAAUACCUGCCCUAAGACGACUGUUGGAUAAAGUUGAACGCUCAUGUACUUUCUGCAGGGUAACCAACGCGAUGCCAAGAUCUCCAGCGAUGGCUCCGCUUCCCGAGAUGCGUCUGACAGCAUUCACUCAACCCUUUACGUUCACCGGUUUGGACUAUUUCGGUCCGAUGCUUGUGAAGGUUGGCAGGAGCAACGUAAAACGCUGGGUGGCUCUCUUCACAUGCCUGACGAUUAGAGCGAUACAUAUGGAGAUUGUGCACUCGCUAAGCACCGAAUCCUGUAUUAUGGCAGUACAACGCUUCGUCGCACGCAGAGGCCUUCCCAGAGAAUUUUGGACUGAUAAUGCCACCUGCUUCCAAGGUACCAGCAAUGAACUGAAAGCACAUAGGGAAGCAAGUAACAAAGCUCUAUCUGAGAAGUUCACUACAACAAGCACCACCUGGAAGUUCAUCCCCCCAGCUGCUCCACACAUGGGUGGAGCGUGGGAGAGACUCGUUCGAUCGGUGAAGGUGGCGAUAGGAUCAGUUUUGAACGUCCUGCGGAAGCCAGAUGAUGAGACAUUCGAAACGAUCAUCUUGGAGGCAGAAGGAAUGAUAAACUCCAGACCACUUACUUUCAUUCCGUUGGAAUCCGCGGAUCAGGAGGCCCUGACUCCCAACCAUUUUUUGUUGGGAAAUUCUUCUGGGACAAAGUUCCUGCCUACUGAACAGAUGGACAACCGUUGCACACUACGAAGCAGCUGA